Molecule: messenger RNA, 805 nt
Organism: Cucurbitaria berberidis CBS 394.84
Lineage: Eukaryota; Fungi; Ascomycota; Dothideomycetes; Pleosporales; Cucurbitariaceae
Product: N-carbamoylsarcosine amidase
Exons: 2
Coding region: 30-692 (220 amino acids)
Source: RefSeq, a predicted model, not a curated record
ACUGGCCUUUAGCUCCGAACAACGACAUUAUGGCUCUGACCGACCACAGCGACCACGCCAGCUAUGUAGAGUCCGGCUUCGCGGGGAAGAUGGGAUGGGGAAGCAAACCUGCGCUGCUGCUUAUCGAUGUUUGCAACGCGUACUGGAGUAAAGAUAGUCCGUUGGACACCAGCUCGAACCCUGCCUCUGCGGCUGCGCCUGCCUCAAUUGCGAAACUCAUCGCUGCCGCUCGAGAGGGAAAGGUGCCAUUGAUAUGGACGAGGGUUGAAUAUACUGAGCCAGACAUGUCGGACGCUGGAGUAUUCUUCUGUAAAGCACCUCUACUAAAGGUCUUCCAAAAGGGCAACGAAACAGGGCUGGAAAGCUGGGUUCUAGGCUUGGAGCCCAAGGAGGGAGAACUUGUUAUCUCCAAGCGCUACCCGAGCGCAUUCUUUGCGACCGAUCUCAACACACGACUUCAACUCAGAGGCAUUGAUACGCUGGUUGUAUGUGGUGUCAGUACGAGCGGUUGCGUGCGUGCGAGCGCCCUCGAUGCAAUGUGCCUAGGGUAUCGGCCAAUGGUUGUUGGCGAGGCUUGCGGUGAUCGAUCACCUGCUGUCCAUAACGCGAAUAUAUUUGACAUGAACGCAAAGAUGGCUGAUGUAGUUUCAGAAAGCGAAGCGAUUGGGAAGUUGAAGGCCGGAUGGCUAUGAUCGAUAUAGGCAUCACUGUUGAACGUGUUGAACGUGUCGAAUGUAGAUUCGAGCCCCGAUCUUUCUAUUGAACUGAAGCAUAAGCUUCAGCCUAUACACUACGAUUACGGACC